Ambispora gerdemannii is the source of this 729-nucleotide messenger RNA. The record is from the annotation of a GenBank genome assembly. NCBI's taxonomy places the organism in Eukaryota, Fungi, Glomeromycota, Glomeromycetes, Archaeosporales, Ambisporaceae.
AUGGGAGUGGAAAAAAUUGAAUUUGAUUUUGAUACUAAUCAAGUAGUAAUUAAAUGUAAAAAUAACCAAAAGUUAAAUAUUACUGAUAGUGGUUUACCACCCAAACAACAAGAAGAAUUAACCCAACAACUAAAAUCUACCCAUAAACCAAUUACUUUUAGCCAAGUUGAUAAAGAAGUUAACCGUAAUGAGAAGCCAAAAAAUGAUAACUCAGGAAUAAUCGGUGCUGCUAUUUUAAUAAUGGGAAUAAUAGCCAUUGUUAUUGGCGUUUACAAAAGACUGUGGACAGUGCUUUAUCCUAACCCUCUAGUUGCUCCGCGGGUAGCGGACAGCAAAGUUUCUAUCGAGAUAAUUAAUGACAAAAUUAAGUUAUUAAAAAAAACCAAUAAGCAAGCGAUUGAUAUUGGGGCUUACCAAAGAUAUUUUGAUUUUUUGGAAAAAUUGGGCUUGCAGGAGGAGUUUGACCUUGCUACUUCCCAAGAUAAAUUAAUUAUUCACGGAACCACACUUUUUUAUACUAUGCAUUUGGCACUGCAACGGGGCUAUCAAGUAGUGGCUUAUGAUGCUCGUAAUCACGGGCUCUCAGAAAAAUCCUACACCAGUUUAGGGCAAUUGGAAGCCUGUGAUUUGCAAGAUAUUAUCGAGUAUGGUUAUUUUGCGGGACCUAGUAAUUUGGAAGUAGCAUUUACCAUUUGCGAAGCACCCUUUGACCAUUUUGCUAAGCAGUGA